Molecule: messenger RNA, 1752 nt
Organism: Phlebotomus papatasi
Lineage: Eukaryota; Metazoa; Arthropoda; Insecta; Diptera; Psychodidae
Product: SAM50-like protein CG7639
Exons: 7
Coding region: 325-1641 (438 amino acids)
Biological process (GO): mitochondrial respiratory chain complex assembly; protein insertion into mitochondrial outer membrane
Cellular component (GO): SAM complex; outer membrane
Source: RefSeq, a predicted model, not a curated record
GUUUGGAAAUAUUUGAGAAGCUUUCAGUAACUGUGUUUUUUUGAAUUCAAACGUGGAAAAGCUUCAUUUGCCGUUGCUAUAAUAUGAGUGACAGCAAAGUUUAUGGCAAGCUCUAGAAAGGUCACUCCCAUGCCAGUGGAUGAAGUCAUGCCUUGUUUUGCAUUUUGUGUGGUGAUGAAUGAAGUGUUUUGAGUGAUUUCUCGUGGAAAAUACACGAGAAAAUAGAUAGAAAUAUAUCCCAGUUGAUUUGUAUGUACAUCCUUUCAUAGACUCUUGUUAUAUUUUAUCAAAAUCAUUGCAUUUUAGUUGGAUUUAACAGUGAAAAUGAGUUCGAGAAAUGAGGGAUUGCGUGAGAGAUUAGGAAGUUACAAAGCUUAUGUCUCAAAAGUUACAAUAAAUGGUCUUGAGAGGACCAAGGAUGACUAUGUGCAUAAUAUUCUAAAAGAUUGUUUUGAAAUAACAAAUGUCCGGGACUUGGUGGAGAAAGUUAAAGAUGUCCGGGAGACUCUAUUGCAAAUUGGGGCUUUUAAAGAAAUCAAGGCUAAGAUUGAUGUGACUCCAAACACAAAGUAUGGGUACAUUGUGGAUUUCUAUGGGGUUGAACAGAGCCGGAUAAAGGGGAAUAUAUCAACGGAAAUGAAUCAGUACGAAAUGGUGUCCAAGGCAGAGAUUCUCCUUCCCAAUCUCUUUGGUCGUGGAGAGAGUCUCAGUUUUGACUAUGCCUACAGCAAUAGUGACAAUAGUCGUCGCAAUUUGGGAUUCAACGUUAAACUCCUAAAACCCUUUCUUCAUAGAAAAUACAUUGGGAAAUAUCGCCCACAAACAUUUCUGCAUUUAUUCGAUAACACAUCUAAGAGCUACAAUAACUCCUACAACAAUCACACUGCCGGAGGUACCCUCAAUUUAGUAUUUAACACAUCGAAUCAUCUUCAGCACACCUUGCAGUAUGAGCUCUCUUUCCGGGAAUUGGCGGGCAUCAACCGACAAGUGCCCCUAUUUGUAAGACAACAUUUUGGACCCAGACUGGCCUCGAUCGUCCGCUACAUCAUGAAAUAUGAUGAUCGCACAGAUCGCAUCUUCCCCAGAAGUGGUACAAUGCUAUGGACUACGCUCGAGAGCAGUAUUUUCCGAAAAGUCGGCGAUAUCCAUUACAUGUCGAUAACGUCACACUUGGAGAGGAAUUUGCCCCUGUUCUGGAAUAUGUCACUCCAAAUGACUGCCCGUGGGGGCUUCAUGCGUGAAUUGAGCCCUGAGAAACCCAUCCCCAUCAACAGUCUCUUCACUAUGGGAGGUCCAUAUUCACUGAGAGGCUUCGAAUUUGGGGGUGUUGGGCCACAAAUUGAGGGACAUGCUCCGGGGACACAUAUGUUCUGGGCAACUGGUCUUCAUCUCUGGGCACCACUUCCCUACAGCAGUUACUUUUACAGAUUCGCCCGAUUCUUCCGGACGCAUUUAUUCUUCAACUGUGGAAAUGUGGAUUCUAAUCUUGAUACAAUGAGAAGUGCUGCCGGAAUUGGGUUAGCCGUGGCAUUAGCUCAAUUUGUUCGAAUUGAGUUGAAUUUUACGCGUCCCAUUCACAGACAAAAAGGCGAUCAAGUGGCAAAGGAUGUUUCUUUCUGCCUUGGACUCGAUUUCAUCUGAAUCACACAAAAUUUUACAGGUGAAAUGUGACAAAGUGUUAGAGCAAGAAUUUGUCAAUGUGUCUUAAAAAAAAGAUUGUUGCAAAUGAAGCUUUUCAUAAAGUUCCAUAAA